AUGUCAACAACAAGCGAGAGUAAUGGGUAUUUGGAAGGUGAUGAAGUGGAUGAAGAUUCUAUUCUACUAUCUCUUUGUCUUCCAGGCCAACCACAACACCACGACGUCGUAUCCAAAUCCAACUAUCACCACUCGAAUAUCUCAUCACCCAACCACUACUCUUCUCACAGAAACCCUGAUAAAGAUCUUAAUCUUAAUCUUAAUCUUAAUGCGAGUAUUGAUAGUGGUGAGGAUGGUGUUACAGUAGCUCUUCAUAUAGGUCAACCACCAACUGCAGAUGGAGGAGGAACCAGCAGCUUCUCUCCUAACCCUAACCCUAACAUAAGCAUAGCACCUGAGCAUUUACAAUAUUGGAUCCCAACACCAGCACAAAUCAUGGUCGGCCCUACACAGUUCUCUUGCACAGUCUGCAACAAAACAUUCAACCGCUACAAUAACAUGCAGAUGCAUAUGUGGGGGCAUGGAUCACAGUACAGAAAAGGUCCAGAAUCCUUAAGAGGCACAAAGCCGGCAUCAUCAAUGCUGAGAUUACCUUGUUAUUGUUGUGCGGAGGGUUGCAAGAACAACAUCGAGCACCCAAGGUCGAAGCCACUUAAAGACUUCAGGACGCUUCAAACACAUUACAAAAGGAAGCAUGGUGAGAAGCCCUUCGGGUGCCGAAAAUGCAGGAAGCCCUUUGCUGUAAGAGGCGAUUGGAGGACUCACGAGAAGAAUUGUGGGAAGUUAUGGUAUUGUGUUUGUGGCUCAGAUUUUAAGCACAAAAGAUCUCUCAAAGACCAUGUUCAUGCCUUUGGAAAUGGUCAUGCACCUCACUACACUUCUGAAGAUCUAAUUGAGGUAGAUGAAAAUGAAAAUGUAGGUGAAGAGCAAGAAGACAAGAGAAUUGGAGGUAGCUUUCCAAAAUUUUCAUGA
Messenger RNA from Cynara cardunculus var. scolymus (artichoke), 912 nucleotides. RefSeq names its product zinc finger protein WIP6. Lineage: Eukaryota; Viridiplantae; Streptophyta; Magnoliopsida; Asterales; Asteraceae. The coding region runs from base 1 to 912 and encodes 303 amino acids. The transcript has 2 exons. Gene Ontology annotation, cellular component: nucleus. Gene Ontology annotation, biological process: anatomical structure development; regulation of gene expression. The record is from RefSeq and is a predicted model, not a curated record. Gene Ontology annotation, molecular function: DNA-binding transcription factor activity.